UAAGCCAACUGGUGUAAAGACAUAUCAAAUUAAACGUAUUACUUGUACUUCCGAAAGUUGAGAUAUGUAUCAUUUUCCCUCCCAGCAGCUUGUUCCCCAUGAUGAAUAAUAUGUUUGCCUUAUCGAACUGAUAGCGCGGCCGCUGAUUGCCAAUUGUUGGGCUCCAGUCUCUAGAUUCCGACGACAGUUUCUUCUCACCUGCGAUCUGCGAUGACUCGGCUGCUGCUCUUUUGGCUCCUCUGCCUCCUCACCUGCGGGGCCGCCAAGGAGAAGGACCAUCACCAGGCGAGGAUCAUCAAUGGGAGCCUGGCCAGGACGGAGGAGACGCGCCACCUGGUCUCCAUUCGCCUGCUGCGGCACGACAACAACUUCGGCAGUGGCCACAUCUGCGGCGGGGCUUUGAUUGCGCCCAGAAAGGUCCUCACCGCCGCCCACUGCCUGUACAACAAUCAGAGAAAGCGCUUUCGCCGGGCCAGCGAGUUCGUCGUGGUCCUGGGCACGCUGAACCGCUUUGAGCGGCGCAACGGCACCAUCGUCUCGCCGGUGGACUCCAUGGCCUACAUGCACACCUUCAGUCCGGACAGCAUGCGCGACGACGUGGGCCUCCUCAUCCUGCGCUUAGGGCAACCUCCCGGCCACCUCACUGUGGCGCCCAUUCAGCUGGCGGGGCAGGUCACUCCGCCCGGGAGGCUGUGCCAGGUGGCCGGCUGGGGACGCACGGAGCAGAGCUCCCUGUCCAACGUCCUGCUGACGGCCAAUGUGAGCACCAUACGGCACCAGACCUGCCGCAUGAUCUACAGGAGCGGCCUGCUGCCCGGGAUGAUGUGCGCCGGGCGGCUGCAGGGCGGCACCGACUCCUGCCAGGGCGACUCCGGCGGUCCGCUGGUCCACGAGGGGCGGCUGGUGGGCGUGGUCUCGUGGGGCUACGGCUGCGCGGAGCCGGGACUGCCGGGCGUCUAUGUGGACGUGGAGUACUAUCGCCAGUGGAUCGAGGAGCGCAGCGGGUCCGCGCUGGCCAGGAUCAGUCCGGGAUGGCUCCUGAUCAGUGGUGCUCUCUUAGAACUAGCUCAUUUCUGGAGUGCCUGGUGA
This is a messenger RNA of Drosophila takahashii, 1089 nucleotides long. Its product is annotated as trypsin eta. NCBI's taxonomy places the organism in Eukaryota, Metazoa, Arthropoda, Insecta, Diptera, Drosophilidae. Gene Ontology annotation, biological process: proteolysis. The record is from RefSeq and is a predicted model, not a curated record. Gene Ontology annotation, molecular function: serine-type endopeptidase activity.